CUUCUAUGGCAGCCUCGAACCCGGUCCACAUAAUUGUGUGGACCGAAUCGCCGCCAGUCCCAAAAGCCACACGUUCCCGCGCUAACAUUUGCCGGCGCCCAAACCCUCCCGCCGCCGCGCGACUUCGCGGCUUGGUACUCCGUCUCCGCCCGCAUCUCGACACCGCAAACCUCGAUGGCGGAGGAGGAGGAGGGGGAUGGCAGGACGACGGGCUCGAAGCCCAUCUGCACCAUCUGCUACGAGGACCUCAAGCCCCUCGUCGAACACCUCCAGGCCGCCCCCAUCUGCGGCCACGUCUUCCACGAGCUCUGUGGUUCGAGUAUUGCCCCGCCGGCAAAAAGCCGAUCUGCCCCGUCUGCAAUCAGUCCUGCCCCCUGCGCCGGCCCACCCGCCUCUACUUCCAGUCAGCCGGCGACUCCGCCGCCGCUACCCAGACGACCAUCACCUCCUUCGUCUCCCAGCGGCCUUCCUCCGAGGCCUUGGCUGCGGAGGUCGGGAGGUUGGAGCUCAAGCUCGCCUCCCUCACUGCCAAAUUCGAGAUCCAGGAGACCCAUCUCAAGGAAUUGAACGACGAGGUGUCUUCUUGGAAGGAAUCAGCCACACGGGAAGAGGCCAAAAGGCUAGCUGUCAAGAAAGAGAAAGAGCGCAUCGAGCAGUUUCUUCAUGCGAAAACGGAGGAACUGAAUAGAAAAUCGUUGGAGUGCCUAAGGCUAGAGGAGAGGAACUUGGGAUUGGGUAAAGAACUCGCGGCGCUCAAGCUUGCGACAGACCUCAAUCUGGGGGAAGAAGAAAUGGUGAAGCUUGCAUCACUAGGUCAUGGGUGUAACCAUGAUAAUGCAAUUGACGUUAUGAAGAGGUCGCUUGCCCUGCGCAACAAGAGCUACAAGGAACUGAUGGCUCAGUGCAACAAUUUAGGAAGAGCAGAGACUCGCUCACGUCAGAAUCUCGACAAGGCCAUUGAGAAAAUAAGGAAAAUGAAGAUGAGGAUACAAGAACUGGAGAAGGCGCUUGAAGAUAAAGAAAAUGGCUUUCUCAGGGACCUGAAAGCUUCUAAGAAACGUAAAGCUAAAGGGUUAGAUUCAAAUUACACUUCAGAUAACCUCAAACUCCCACACACUGCAGAUCCCCCAACAGAAGAUCAUUCUAAGAAUACUACUCUACACUAUUUAAACAGCAUCUCUGGAGGUUUACAAGCCCAUAAUGAUUUGGCUUCACCUGCUGACAAGGAUAAAAAUUUUGCAAUGGAUCUAAAUGAUGAUGCUAGCUUCUUUGAUGUAGAUGCUCUUAAACACCGUCCAAGCUUGCAUGAGGAUCUAUAUCGACAAUCUGAUACCGGAAAUCAAUCUGAAUUGUAUAAAAGUGCAGAUAUCCAGAAAAGAUCUUCAUGUGAGCAAGAUGCUUCCUCUUGUCCCAACAGAGAAGCGUAUUCAAUCUGUAAACCAAGUGAUGCUUCUGGCAAGUCAUGGAUUCCAGACAUUUCUAAGCACAGAACAGAGAACACUGAUGAACAUGGAGGGAGAAGUCAAAUAGACUCAACCUGGGUGAAAGAAGUAUUAUCUAUUGAUAACAUCACGAAGAAAAAACCAUCAGCAGAAAAUAUAACCGAAACUCAAGCGUGCAAUGCAGCUGCAAUUCAUGGUGACGGAUGUUUUCCGGGAGUCCUUGGAACAAGUAUUGUCAACAAGAAUGUGGGGAGAUGGUGCAAGCAGGUUCUCAAAAAGCCAUCCUCAUCUCUUGGUAUGGAAGCUUCAAAGAGUAGUGGCGACUUGAUUGCUGUUGGAGCGGAUGGAAGAGGAGGGAGGAUUAAGAUACUUAGAAGUGGUGGCCAUUCCUUGUCUAUGCAGCCACAAUCUCCGUCCUCCAAGAAAUCCAAGUACGAAGCUAACCGAACCAGUCAGCUACAAAUCGAGCGUUUCUUCAGAAAGCCCAAAACGCACGAAGGUUGACGAAAGACCGUCCCAUCCGGAAAGCAAUGCGAAUAGAUGAUAGAUGCUGUCCGUCAACGAGUCACUGAAGACGGGAUCGAAUUUUUGGUGGGUGUUCAUUCAUUGUGAUUGCAGAAGCCCAGUGGUUGACUUUUUCUGCACUACACAGAAUUGUCAAGAUUUAUUUGAUGAUAUUAAUGUAAAUGUACGAUAUUAAAUUUGUCGUCAA
Musa acuminata AAA Group (dessert banana) is the source of this 2154-nucleotide messenger RNA. RefSeq lists its product as uncharacterized. The transcript is spliced from 9 exons. The coding region runs from base 6 to 1946 and encodes 646 amino acids. The record is from RefSeq and is a predicted model, not a curated record. Lineage: Eukaryota; Viridiplantae; Streptophyta; Magnoliopsida; Zingiberales; Musaceae.